Exaiptasia diaphana is the source of this 1994-nucleotide messenger RNA. RefSeq lists its product as uncharacterized. NCBI's taxonomy places the organism in Eukaryota, Metazoa, Cnidaria, Anthozoa, Actiniaria, Aiptasiidae. Bases 1 to 1956 code for a protein of 651 amino acids. The transcript is spliced from 5 exons. The record is from RefSeq and is a predicted model, not a curated record.
AUGGAUGACAUUGGGGACAACCUGAAUAAUGAAAUAAAAAAAGAAGUUGGAGAAGGCUCACAACCAAGACUAGUUUUUGAUAACUUCGACUUUAGAAUUAGUGCAGGUGAAAUGCUGAAAGGAAUACRGAAUGUGGACAGACAUUGGCUCUGUCAAUACCUCACUUUUGACAGAAUUGACACAACUAGGCUAGACAACACUCAACCAUUGGGGGACCUCAAMCAUGAAGACAUCACUAUCUAUUUACUUGACCAGGAAGAGCAAAACCACAUUAGAGAAGAAUACAUAGUUUUAGUAGCAAGGAUCCUAUGUGACUAUAUCCCUUGGCUUAAACCUCUUCGAAAUACAGUCCCCUCUAAUAUACAACAUGAGUGGAGUGAAGAAAUGAAUAAGAAGUCUGUGAUCAUCCCUCUUCCAGUGAAACCGUAUGAUCAAAAAAAACACAGUGAAGUCAUCCAGUACUUGGAUACAGUGCAAACAUUCAUCAAGGAAAUAAGCAAUGACCAUGAGACUUWAAUGCAGAUACCACUGGGAGGAGACCUCCUUGGAAGAGAAAGAGUCACUGGGGCAAAGAAAUUGAGAAGAGGAUGUGAUAAAGAGGAAGAACGAUUUGGCAACAUCACAGAGGUCUCAGAAUAUUGGCAUGCAAAGCAAAGUCUAUUGAGUCUUUGUUGGAAACAUUUAUAUAACAAGUCAUCUGGCCGUGAACCUGGCACCUUAUACUAUUUCAGAAACUUGCAUGGAAGAACAAAUGUGAAAGAUAAUGUAAAAAACAACUAUGCUGCUGCAGAAGGAAUGCUGCUUCACCUGGCAACAGCAUAUAUUGUUACAGCAUUCAUGCACUAUGCAGGAAUGUGUGACCUGAAGGACMGGCCAAAAGACAUUGAUGAGCCUGGGAAGAAUGUCACCCUUCAMGGGUACAACUACCUUCGUGAAAUUGUUGGCAAAUUUGUUGACUGUUAUUGCCUGUUUGAACCAGACCUAGAUAAAAUUCAGAGGAAGCAAAAGGCAGAUAAAGAAAGACAAGAGCAACAACAACAACCWGGGUCAAUGGUUUUUCUCUUAACCAAAAAGGGGGAUGGACAAUUGCCUGAAUAUGAAUUUGAAGCACUUGGGCAGGUUGUGAGUUCUGAUGAGGUUGUCAUCUAUUGCUAUAUCAUUAAAGGAGAUGAAUCACUGAAGCAAGAUAGUAAGGACCCUGAUCCUGAAGACCACAUGACCAACUAUGGGUUAUGGGUAAUCCAAUUUGGACUUCUCCUAAUGCAGAUGAAUGWCACAGAAAGAGAGGGUGAUGGGGAGAGAGCUAUGAGAAACAAUAAACUUCUGUUACUUGUCUUUAGAACAGGCAGACAUGCCAAARMAUAUGCCUUUGAAAUGCUACGAAUGAUCAGCAAAGUGAAGGUCCAGUUGACACAACAAAUGGCUSCCAGGAAYAUUCAUGGCAGAUUUSUAAACUGGAAGGGCGGAAGAAGCCAUAACUGUGCAAAUGACUUAAAGCAAGAGCACCUCGUCAAAUUUACUAAAAAAUUGGUCAAAGGAAUGGGUGCUCAGAAGACUGAAAAGGCCAUCAAUCGAGCAUCAAGAGCAGCGGCAGGUCUACAGCACAUUGUAGAAAACUUCGAUGACUGCACUGGGAUCCAUCCAGAGUCAACAGUCCACACUUAUAAAGAUGCAGAAUCUGAUAUCAUGGACAUGAUUAACAUCAUAAACAGGGAAAAAAUAUUCAAUUCGAUUCCUGGACGGGCCCACCCAACAUUUGCUGAUUUGCCAAAAAGUUUACUGGAUACAUUGGAUAUUGCAAAAAUGGAGAAGUGGAUGAAAAGUUGGAAAAGAAAGCUUGCAAAAAACCCUGAUGUGCCUGGGGAUGCCAACCCUGAUGAUGACGAAUCACAAGUCGAGGAAUCAGAGGAUGACCAGGAUGAUAGUGAUGGUUAUUCAAAUAGUGAUGAUGAUUAACCCAUUUUCUUAGAAAUUUAUUUAAGACAAUACAUUUG